AUGGGUAUCAAUGAGAAGCUCAUCAACGAUCUAGUCGCCAAGGCAGCCAAGGCCGCGGAACAGGGCACAAAGUUAAACUUCGAAGAUCCCGAUGAAGCCGGGCAAUACAUGCUUUCGAUACUCGCAAUGGCCACUGGAUCUAUCCCUGUAGUUGGAACCAGCCUGAGCGCGCUCACUGGCCUUCUUAGUAGCGUCCUUUUCCCGGACAAUUCGACAGAGAAAAUCUGGAAGGCACUUCGCGAGCGCAUUGAGCAACUAAUUGACACCAAAAUUGAGAAAGAAUACCUCAGCACUUUAGAAAAGACGAUCCAGGGUCUUGACGAUAAUCUGGAUCUCUACGGCCAGCAGUCGGAGGUAUUCAAAAAGGCGUCAGGGAACCAGAAACAGAUAGCGGCUCGCGCUCUUGGCACACAACACUCUGCAUUCCGGACCAGCCUUUUACUAGUGAUUCCGCUAUUUCAGGCCAAAUCUCACCAAGUUGCCUCGCUUCCUUGGUUUGCCAUCGCGGCCAACAUCCAUCUUCUGCUAUUGCGGGACGGUAUCAAACACGGCAAAGAGUGGAACUAUUAUUCUGACGGUAAUAUUGAAAACAUGAAGAAAGACUUCAAGCAUUGGACGUCGCCGGGCUCUGCUCCCACAGAGCAUCGCAAAAGCCUAUCGCAGGAAGCUUCUUCCCUUAAGAAGGCCAUCAGCGAGGGCAAGAAGUUAGGUUUGCCCGCCAAGCUACUCGAGACAUGGCAAACGACCUACGAUGAAUCCGACGAGAAUUAUGACGACAUUCCCAGCACUCACAUUGACUAUGUCUCCUAUGUAAAACAGGUCUACGAGGAAGGACGCAAGAAAGUCAAGCCGUACCCGCCAGUCCUCCGUCCCGAGGACUUAAAUAUGGGCGCCGAGGUGGCUGGCAAGAUGAGAGCCUACGCCGAUUAUGACAGGAACAUGAUCACGCACGUCCUCGCCUACUCUGAGCUCUGGCCCUACAUGGUAGACGGAACGACCCCGCCGCAGGUCUUGAAGAACCUGGACCGCGAGGUUUUCUGCGGUCCAUUCGGCCGCUAUGCGAAGCACACUACAUGGAGCGAGACGAGCCCACCCACCAUUGACGACCGCAGGGCGGCAAUCACAUCCGUAUAUAUUAGGGGCUGGGACGAUGUGGAUUGUGUGUGGAUUCAGUACGGUGACUCAUGGGGUGAUUGCUAUGGAUCACGCACGGCAGGCGUGCUGCAGGAGCUGGCUCUUGCGCAUGAUGAAUACAUUACAUCUGUUGGAGUCUCUUACGGAUUCAAGCUCGGGAGCGUCAAGUUCACGUCGAAUAAAAAUCGAACUGUAAAGGUGGGCGAUGCAAGGAAUGGCGACAAGGUCCAUGUCACUUCCGCGCCCAAGGGCUAUGCGUUGACGAGCGUCUACAUUACAAACUGGGAGUCGCAUAUCCCACCGGGCUGUGAGGGCAUCAUCUUGGGCUUCCGGCGAUUGAUAACACACUCGCCAUGA
Molecule: messenger RNA, 1491 nt
Organism: Metarhizium acridum CQMa 102
Lineage: Eukaryota; Fungi; Ascomycota; Sordariomycetes; Hypocreales; Clavicipitaceae
Biological process (GO): symbiont-mediated killing of host cell
Molecular function (GO): toxin activity
Source: RefSeq, a predicted model, not a curated record